UAACUAGUAAAGCUGAUUAUCCAUGGUUUCUGUAUUUCAAGCUUAUUUAAGUUGAUUUCUUUUGUGAAAACCAACCCAAGCGCCCACAGAGUCAAAAGAAAACAUCCAAGAAUGAAAACAACAACUAUACUAAUGUUGUUUGUUACCUUUAUCUUAUACCACGAGAUUGCGGCAACACCUGGAAAGAAAAAUGAUUCCGUAAACGUAACUGUACUUUACGAGAGUUACUGUCCUGGCUGCGCCAAUUUAUUUGUACAUCAGAUAUACAAGGUGUGGCAGGAAUUGAAAAACCACAUGGAGCUGGACCUAGUCCCUUAUGGAAAUACAAACCAAGUUAAACGAGGAGGAAGGAUAGUGUUUGACUGUCAGCACGGACCAGCCGAGUGUCAUGCUGAUCUACUCCACGCGUGCGCCAUCCACCAGGCUUGCGGUGCACGAGGCACUCGAGGGUGUCCAAAGGACAAGCUUCAGAAGGCCGUGGACUACAUCAAAUGUGUCAUGGAACAUCCAGACCAAGCAGCUGCUAGUGACCUGUGUGCAUCUCAAUCCAGACUUCAGUCAGUUUCCAUUAACCAAUGUGCCAAAGGGUCUCUAGGAUAUCAGCUGAAACUCAACUACGCUCGCCGUACCAUGCCUUGGCGUGCCAGACCAGACUUUCCCGGCACGCCUUGUGUCAUCAUCAACGACAAGUUCAACAUGAAAGACGAAUAUGCCGCAUUGAAAAAUCUCAGAUCCGUUGUUUGCAAGUACAUUCCAGACAAAUGUUAAUCUUACUGGACUCCUGCUAGAGAGGCUUUCAUAUGAUUUCACCGUGGCAUGAUUUCCAUAGUUACAAUUUAUGACUUUAUCAAUAUAUUAUCACAAUAUAAAUGUCAUGUAUUCAUGGUCAUAAUAAAAUAUGUAUGGAUUGUU
Messenger RNA from Macrosteles quadrilineatus (aster leafhopper), 912 nucleotides. Its product is annotated as GILT-like protein 1. The record is from RefSeq and is a predicted model, not a curated record. The coding region runs from base 112 to 768 and encodes 218 amino acids. The transcript is spliced from 6 exons. Lineage: Eukaryota; Metazoa; Arthropoda; Insecta; Hemiptera; Cicadellidae. Gene Ontology annotation, molecular function: oxidoreductase activity, acting on a sulfur group of donors, disulfide as acceptor.